AUGGAUACCCAAAGCUCUACUGAUUUGAAGAAGAUCUUAGAGACGAUGGAAGCCGAUAAGCGGGAAAUGGCCCAACAAAUGAAAACUAUGCAGGAGCAAAUUCAGGAGUUGAUUGUUUCCCAGAGUCAGGGAGAGGAUUCCAAUUCGAGUGGGUCGGUUAACAAAGGAGGACAGAGUGGUUGGCACCCAAACGACAUCAAGGUCGAUAUUCCCGAGUAUGAUGGAAAGCUGGAUCCGGAUGAAUUCGUGGAGUGGUUACGGACGGUAGAACGGGUUUUUGAUUACAAAAACACAACAGAGGAAAACAAAGUUAAGAUCUUUGCUCUCAAACUCCGAAAGUACGCAUCAACUUGGUGGUCAAAUACUUGUUUGAAGCGAGAACGUGCUGGGAAGGAUAAAAUUCAGACUUGGCCAAAGAUGAAGACAAAGAUGAAGCAGAAAUUCUUGUCGACCUACUAUAUUCAAAAAAGUUUUUCUCAACUGCACGCAUUGAAACAGGGAUCAGGCACCGCAGAAGAGUAUUCCCGUGAAUUCGAGUACUUACUGAUGAAGUGUGAUGUACCGGAGGAUGACCCUCAAACUCUUGUUCGAUAUCUUGAGGGUCUAGAACCAAGGGUGGCUAAUGUUGUUGAAUUACAUUCCUAUCAAACCCUUUCUGAAUUAACUUUGCUGUCUCACAAAGUGGACUCUCAACAACGGGCCAAGGGUAAAUUCGAGUCCAAUCCUUCCACCUUUAAGCCCACUACUUAUUCUAAGCCCACAAUCACACCUAAAUCCAUUCCGACUACUCAAUCAAAACCUUCCAAAGUCCCCAAUUCCGAUUCCACUCCCCCCAAGGCCCCCCCGACGUUGUUUUCGAUGCCAAGGACUGGGCACAUUGCAUCCGAGUGCCCGAAUAAACGCAUCAUAUCGCUCGCUGAUUUUGAAUCAGCAGGUGGGUUUGAGUUCGAAUCUGAAUUCACCACUAUUCUAGCGAUACCGUCUGAAGAAGAAGUCGAGGUGACCGGGCCAGACGAAGGUCAGUGCCUUGUUGUUCGCAGAGCUCUUAGCACGACCUUGGUGCAGGAAGAUAGUCUGCAGUGUGAAUCAAUUUUCCAUACCCGCUGUACUAUCGCAAAGAAGGUAUGUUCAGUGAUAAUCGACGGGGGCAGCUGCACCAAUGUGGCUUCUCAAACUCUGGUCGCUAAAUUGAACCUCACCACUCAACCACAUCCAACCCCGUAUGUUAUUCAGUGGCUUAAUCAAGGAAAAGGUAUCCGCGUCUCCCAUCGUGUUUUAUUGUCCUUCAGUAUUGGCAAGUCAUAUGUUGAUGAAUUGUGGUGUGAUGUCAUACCGAUGGAUGCGUGUCACGUGUUACUCGGACGCCCAUGGUCUUCCUCCAAACGUUCCAUCCAACACAAAAUUGAUUUCAUUCCAGGAGCUUCCUUACCUAAUAAACCAGCCUAUCGUAGUAACCCACAAGAAACUAUCGAGAUCAGAAAACAGGUUGAUAAACUACUAGAAAAGGGGCUUAUUCGUGAAUCACUUAGUCCUUGUGCAGUUCCGACCCUUCUUGUACCUAAGAAAAAUGGGGAAUGGCGGAUGUGCAUGGAUAGUCGGUCAAUCAACAAGAUCACUAUCAAGUACCGGUUCCCUAUACCAAGGCUAAAUGAUUUGCUGGAUGAAUUACAUGGUUCCACGGUGUUUUCGAAGAUUGACUUGCGAAGUGGGUACCAUCAAAUUCGUAUUUAUGAAGGAGAUGAAUGGAAGACGGCUUUCAAAACAAAGGAAGGGUUGUAUGAAUGGCUUGUUAUGCCAUUCGGCUUAUCGAAUGCGCCAAGUACUUUUAUGAGGCUGAUGAACCAUGUCUUAAAACCAUUCUUGGGAAGCUUUGUUGUGGUAUAUUUUGAUGAUAUACUAGUGUACAGCCGAACCACUGAAGCCCACCAAUGCCACCUUUCACAAUUGUUCAAAGUUCUUGACCAUGAAAAGCUUUAUGGGAACUUGGAGAAGUGCGAAUUUUUUACUAACAAAGUAACUUUUCUUGGCUAUCUUGUCUCUGAACAGGGUAUACAAGUAGAUGAAAAAAAGAUCCAAGCCAUUCGUGAUUGGCCCACACCCCAAUCCAUUCAACAAGUUCGAAGUUUCCAUGGCCUUGCUUCUUUCUAUCGACGUUUUAUCAAGAAUUUCAGCACUAUCGUGGCGCCCAAGACUGAGCAUUAUUUAGUCUCCAAAGAAUUCAUUCUGCACUCUGAUCAUGAAGCCUUAAAGUAUAUACAAGGCCAAUAUAAGCUACAACCCCGUCAUGCCAAAUGGGUAGAAUUCCUUCAAGCUUUUACUUUCACUAUCAAACAUAAGUCAGGCAAGUUAAAUAAAGGAGCUGACGCCCUCUCGCGUAAGUUUUCUUUACUUAAUUCACUUCAGCCACGUGUUCUUGGGUUUGAACUGUUACAAAAUGAGUAUUCCAUGGAUCCUGACUUCGGGGACAUCUAUACCAGCUGCAAGAAUCAUGCACAGGGUGAGUUUCAUGUGUUUAAAGGGUUUUUAUUUAAACAACAACAGUUGUGUAUUCCUCGUCAUAGCGUUUGA
This is a messenger RNA of Erigeron canadensis, 2568 nucleotides long. RefSeq lists its product as uncharacterized. Bases 1 to 2568 code for a protein of 855 amino acids. Lineage: Eukaryota; Viridiplantae; Streptophyta; Magnoliopsida; Asterales; Asteraceae. The record is from RefSeq and is a predicted model, not a curated record. The transcript is spliced from 3 exons.